Molecule: messenger RNA, 1314 nt
Organism: Branchiostoma belcheri (Belcher's lancelet)
Lineage: Eukaryota; Metazoa; Chordata; Leptocardii; Amphioxiformes; Branchiostomatidae
Product: protein Wnt-16-like
Exons: 5
Biological process (GO): cell fate commitment; neuron differentiation; multicellular organism development
Cellular component (GO): extracellular region
Molecular function (GO): frizzled binding; cytokine activity
Source: RefSeq, a predicted model, not a curated record
UUUACCCCUGACGACGCCACUACUACUACAGGGACGAGAGAGACUGCCUUCAUCUACGCCAUCACCAGCGCGGCAGUCGUGCACGCCAUCACUCAGUCCUGCUCCGCCGGGAACCUCACGGAUUGCUCCUGCGGACGCGUUACGGGCGAUUCCGACACCUUACCCCCCAGGGGCAGCGACCUGGAGGGGUGGAAGUGGGGAGGGUGCUCGGACGACAUCGUCUUCGGGAUGGAGUUUAGCAAAAAGUUUGUGGACGCGGCAGAUUCCCGGGGGAGGAAAAAGAGAAGUCGGAACAUUCGGAGCAUGAUGAACUUGCACAACAACGAAGUGGGGAGAAAGGCCAUACAGCAGCAGAUGUCAGUCAAGUGCAGGUGUCAUGGCGUGUCCGGAUCAUGCGCAGUCAAGACCUGCUGGAAAACGUUGCCCAGCUUCAAACGGGUCGGGGAUUUCUUGAAAAAGAAGUACAUGACGUCAGUCCCCAUCCUGCGGAAGACGAGACGGAGGCUUCGGCGGAAACAGAAACUGAGCCGGAAGGUUCCUAUCGGUGACGAUGAGCUGGUUUAUCUUGAGAAAUCUCCAAACUUCUGCAAGUCGGACAAGAAACGUGGGAUCUUCGGCACCAGGGGUAGAGAGUGCAACAGGACGUCCACGGGUCCGGACAGCUGCAACCUGCUGUGCUGUGGGCGGGGCUACAACACGCAGGUGGUGCGGUUCGUGGAGAGGUGCGGCUGUAAGUUCGUCUGGUGCUGUUACGUCAAGUGUAACACCUGCGAGACCAUCAUAGACAAACACACCUGUAAAUAAAAACACCUGCAACAACACUCCUGUACAUUCUACCGUGCCUGGCGGGAAAGAAAAGCCUGCCUAUAUCCACCCCUUCCAGAAAGAAAUAACAUAAGACUUCGUAAGUCAGAAUUAUAGUCAUUAAGAAAGAAUUCACUGUCUUAAAGAAUUAUGUCCAUUGGAUCUGAUCUUCCAAGUGUUCUACAUGUACUUGGCUUUCAAUCCGCCAGUUUCCUCGGACAGAAAGAAACCAACUGGCGUGCCAUGUUGUGUAAGAGAAAUGGCCAUCUUCAGUGGGAAGGAAUGACAUGGUCAUGAUGGUGUCCUCUCAGCAACAUUUCAACGCCACCUAGCGGGACAUUGUAUUAUUGCAGCAAUUGAGAUUGAACCCCGCCAUCAGUCAUUAUACAACAGACGUGUAUGUAUGGAAGGACAUUUCCACUGAUAACUCGCGACCAAGCGAUGGGCCCACAAGACAUCAUCAGAUUUUCUGUACAUUCUAUCGGCUGAUAACAGUCUAGCCUAUACCAG